AUGCGCUCCGCCGCCAAACUCAGCCGCAUCCUCCUCCUCCUCCUCCUCCUCCUCCUGCCGCCACCGCCCGCCGCCGCCUACUUCGGCCUGACCGGGAAAGAAGCUCUGACCCACUUCCCAUCGCUGGGCAGCCCGGGGGGCUCCGGCCCGGCUCAGGGGCACGUGAAGCAGUGCGAGCUGCUCCAGCUGUCCCGCAAGCAGAAGCGGCUGUGCCGGAGGGAGCCGGGGCUGGCGGAGACGCUGCGGGACGCGAUCCGCCUGGGCAUCCUGGAGUGCCAGUUCCAAUUCCGCAGCGAGCGCUGGAACUGCAGCCUGGAGGGCCGGCCCAGCCUGCUCAAGAGAGGUUUUAAGGAAACAGCCUUCCUGUACGCGGUGUCCUCGGCCGCCCUGACGCACUCGCUGGCGCGGGCGUGCAGCGCGGGGCGCAUGGAGCGCUGCACCUGCGACGACUCCCCGGGCCUGGAGAACCGCAAGGCCUGGCAGUGGGGAGUCUGUGGGGACAACCUCAAGUACAGCACCAAGUUCCUGAAAAAGUUCCUGGGGCAGAAGAGGAUCGGCAAAGACCUGCGGGCCAAGGUGGACAUCCACAACACCAACGUGGGCAUCAAGGCGGUGAAGAACGGCCUCAAAACCACCUGUAAGUGCCACGGCGUGUCGGGCUCCUGCGCGGUGCGGACCUGCUGGAAGCAGCUCUCGCCCUUCCACGAGAUCGGGCGGCUCCUCAAGCUCCGCUACGACGACGCCGUCAAAGUCUUCAGCACCAGCAACGACGCCGUGGGGCACUCGGAGCUGGCGGGGCCGCACAGACACGGCCCCUCGGCCAAGCAGCCCCUCCUGCCCCGUCCCACAGACCUGGUGUACGUGGAGGACUCGCCCAGCUUCUGCCGGCCCAGCAAAUACUCGCUGGGCACCGCCGGCAGGACCUGCUCCCGGGAGGGCAACUGCGACAGCAUGUGCUGCGGCAGGGGCUACAACACCCAGAGCCGCCUGGUGACCUUCGCCUGCCACUGCCAGGUGCAGUGGUGCUGCUACGUGGAGUGCCAGCAGUGCAUGCAGGAGGAGGUGGUGUACAGCUGCAAGCAGUAG
Messenger RNA from Pseudopodoces humilis (Tibetan ground-tit), 1086 nucleotides. RefSeq names its product Wnt family member 9B (gene WNT9B). The record is from RefSeq and is a predicted model, not a curated record. NCBI's taxonomy places the organism in Eukaryota, Metazoa, Chordata, Aves, Passeriformes, Paridae. Gene Ontology annotation, biological process: canonical Wnt signaling pathway; multicellular organism development; cell fate commitment. Gene Ontology annotation, cellular component: extracellular region. Gene Ontology annotation, molecular function: frizzled binding; cytokine activity.